AUUUAAAGUAUACUGAAAGAUGUGCACAACUUACAAGCAAAUACUAUGACAUUUUUUAUCAGGGACUUGAGCAUCCAUGGAUUUGGUAUGCAGGGGCUUCUGAAACCAUCCCUCCCACCCCACCCACUCCGCAAUACGGGACAACUGUAUAGUUAUGGAAUCAUAAAACAUUAGAGCUGAAAGGGACUUUAGCAUUUAAUCCUGGGAAUGCUAAAUUGAAUGGGAUUGAGUCCCAGGAGGGUUCAGUGAUUUGUCCAAUCUCACAGAACUCCUGAGAGGCAGAACUGAACCCCAAGGAGUUGGUAAAUCUAGUCCUUAAUGCUGGCAUUUUCUGUAGAGCACAGGAAUUCAGGAGGUGGUUGAGAAGAAUCUGAAAAGUGGAGAAUCUGAGAAAGAAGAUUUAAGACCAGGAGAGAUAAGGAGCCAUGCGGGGCCAGCGGAGCCUGCUGCUGGGCCCAGCCCGCCUCUGCCUGCGCCUGCUUCUGCUUCUGGGCUAUAGGCGCCGCUGCCCACCUCUGCUCCGGGGCCUGGUACAGCGCUGGCGCUAUGGCAGGGUCUGCCUGCGCUCCCUGCUCUACAACUCCUUUGGGGGCAGUGACACCGUGGUUGAUGCUGCCUUUGAGCCUGUCUACUGGCUGGUGGACAACGUGAUCCGCUGGUUUGGGGUGGUGUUUGUGGUGCUGGUGAUUGUGCUGACGGGCUCCAUUGUGGCCAUCGCCUACUUAUGUGUCCUGCCUCUCAUCCUCCGAACCUACUCAGUGCCACGACUCUGCUGGCAUUUCUUCUAUAGUCACUGGAAUCUAAUCCUCAUCGUCUUCCAUUACUACCAGGCCAUCACCACUCCACCUGGGUACCCACCUCAGGGCAGGAAUGACAUCGCCACAGUCUCCAUCUGUAAGAAGUGCAUUUACCCCAAGCCAGCCCGAACACACCACUGCAGCAUUUGCAAUAGGUGUGUGCUGAAGAUGGACCAUCACUGCCCGUGGCUGAACAAUUGUGUGGGCCACUAUAACCAUCGGUACUUCUUCUCUUUCUGCUUUUUCAUGACCCUGGGCUGUGUCUACUGCAGCUAUGGAAGUUGGGACCUUUUCCGAGAGGCUUAUGCUGCCAUUGAGAAAAUGAAACAGCUCGACAAGAACAAACUACAGGCGUUUGCCAACCAGACAUAUCACCAGACCCCACCACCUACCUACUCCUUUCAAGAAAGGAUGACUCACAAGAGUCUUGUCUACCUCUGGUUCCUCUGCAGUUCUGUGGCACUUGCUCUGGGUGCCCUAACCAUCUGGCAUGCUGUUCUCAUCAGUCGAGGAGAGACUAGCAUUGAAAGGCACAUUAACAAGAAGGAGAGACGCCGACUGCAGGCCAAGGGCAGAGUAUUUAGGAAUCCUUACAACUACGGCUGCUUGGACAACUGGAAGGUAUUCCUGGGUGUGGACACAGGAAGGCAUUGGCUUACCCGGGUGCUGUUACCUUCUAGCCAUCUGCCCCAUGGGAAUGGAAUGAGCUGGGAGCCCCCUCCCUGGGUGACUGCUCACUCAGCUUCUGUGAUGGCAGUGUGAGUUGGACUGUGUCAGCUGCAACUUGAGCAUUCAUUCUGCUUCCUAUGUUGUCUCAAGGGCCUCCAAGGGCAGCUUUUCUUGGAAUGAGUGAUCAAAAGAGCUAGUGGGCCUGCCUCAGAGUACCAUACAGGAACAACUCAAGGACCAAUCUUUUGACCACUGCAGAAGACACAAUGUGAAGAAAUCCUAGGACUGGCAUCCCUUUACUCAGGCAAACAGAAGUUCCAGCCCCAGAUGAGGGUCAAGUGGCUAGCUGCCUUGCCCAGUGCUGACCCUGGCACCUCUUCAACUUGCUAUCUGAGAAAACACCUGACUGGUACAGUUGGGAUUCUAGCUUCUCAACAGGGCAAAGUUACGAAGCCUGCUGCCAAGGUCACUGCCACUUCUCAUAUGCUGCUGAGGGGAGCAAAAAUAAAGGUAUAUGAUUUUUAAAGAUA
Otolemur garnettii (small-eared galago) is the source of this 1996-nucleotide messenger RNA. It is a transcript of the gene ZDHHC16, whose product is annotated as zinc finger DHHC-type containing 16. Gene Ontology annotation, cellular component: Golgi apparatus. The record is from RefSeq and is a predicted model, not a curated record. The coding region runs from base 426 to 1559 and encodes 377 amino acids. Lineage: Eukaryota; Metazoa; Chordata; Mammalia; Primates; Galagidae. The transcript has 11 exons. Gene Ontology annotation, biological process: protein palmitoylation. Gene Ontology annotation, molecular function: palmitoyltransferase activity.